GUGGGCGAUAGCGAUGCAACGCUGUGUAGCGAUACGUGGUGUCCGCUGAUGCGAUUGUUGGUGGAGGUCCUGGAUACCAACCAUAUGGCCACACAUCAGGCUGUCCUAGCAGCUUUUUCGUCGCUUUCAGUGAACCCAUUCCAACUAUUCCUGACCUAUGCCAAUGCACGACCACAGCUGACGAUUUUCCAGAAUUUGCUUCAUCGAGCCGUUACCUAUAUUCUCUACACACUUUCAUCUUCUCCAUCUCCGCUCAUACAGUAUUUGUUCAAGGAUGUGGAUAUAUUAGGACAAACAUUAGCUGGAUGUGACUUAUCGCAAGGCGACUUUCUUAAUGGUCUGUCCAAACGGACACUGCACGGUUUCUAUUUAAAUUUGGCAUCAUCAAUUCGAUGUGCAUCGGAAUCCUCGCCCAACGCCGAGCUGAUUUCUUCACUAAUUCAAGCAUCAAAUAAUGCAUCACGUUGGGAGACAUUUUUGAAAGAUGUACGUGAAUAUGAGGAAAAAAAUCGUGGGGACGACACCGGGAUCACUCCCCCACCGGCUAGCAAUAUUGUAGACACGGCAAAAAUUGAUGCCUGUGACAUGCCCGAUCAAAUGGUCAGUAAUGCAACACAGGUACGUUUUCGCCAUCAAAAAAUCUAA
Gongylonema pulchrum is the source of this 645-nucleotide messenger RNA. NCBI's taxonomy places the organism in Eukaryota, Metazoa, Nematoda, Chromadorea, Rhabditida, Gongylonematidae. The record is from the annotation of a GenBank genome assembly.